Molecule: messenger RNA, 8651 nt
Organism: Dendrobium catenatum
Lineage: Eukaryota; Viridiplantae; Streptophyta; Magnoliopsida; Asparagales; Orchidaceae
Product: kinesin-like protein KIN-14C
Exons: 18
Coding region: 60-3113 (1017 amino acids)
Biological process (GO): microtubule-based movement
Molecular function (GO): microtubule motor activity; microtubule binding; ATP binding
Source: RefSeq, a predicted model, not a curated record
UACUUUGAACGUCGCUGUGAGUUGGCGGAUUUGCAGCGAAAGGGAGAGAAUACGGUGAAAUGUCGAAAUUCGAAGAAGAAGCUAACUUGAAUCUGGAAGGAGAGGAUUGUGAAUCGGACGGCAUUGGAAGCAUGAGUGCUGCAGAUGCAUCAGGUAAGAGGCGGAGAGUUGUAGAAUGGCUAAAUAGUUUGUUUCCGAGUCUCAACAUCCCCUUGGAGGCAUCCGAUGAAGAACUAAGGGCUCUGCUUUUUGAUGGAACCGUUUUAUGCGGCGUUGAGAAGCGGCAGGAUCCUAGUGCCAUGGAGAAUCAGCGAGGUGCUUAUAUUUCAUUCGAGCAGCGGCGGGAGAAAGUCAGGAGAUUUCUUUCAGCUGUAGAGGGAAUGGGCCUGCCAAGUUUUACUGUAGAUGAUUUGGAAAAUGGCUCCAUUUCUGCAGUGCUUGAUUGUCUUUUGUCCCUUAGGGAUCACUUCAAUUCUAAACUAGGAGAAGGUGACAUUCAUGGGACAGCCAAUUGUGGAAACAAGACAAGAAAGAAGUGGUUCACAUCAAAAGAUGAUAGAGGUGCUAUGGAUGUUUGCGAAGGAAAUCUUGUCCGAAGUGGGAAAAAUUCUCCAACUGGAGAAGAGGAGAACAAAAAUAAGUAUUCAGAAUCAAUAUUUCAUCGCGUUUGGCAUAGUUCUGCUGUGCCAGUCUUUCAUUCUGUAGAGCAAACCGCCUCACUGCGUCAUGGGGGCCAUAAGUUUCAUGAGGUGUUCCAGCUAAAGCAUGGACGUUAUUCAGAUAUUCCUGCAGCCAAGAUUUCUGAAAUCAUUAAAUCAAAUGGUUUAGAUAAUGCUCCAACCCAAUCACUUCUAAGUGUCAUUAACAGAAUUCUGGAUGAAAGCAUCGAUAGGAAGAAUGGAGAGAUGCCACUUCGUGUGGCAAGUUUACUCAGAAAAGUUGUGCAAGAGAUUGAGCGCCGUAUUUCAACCCAGACAGAGCAUAUUCGUAAUCAAAAUGAUCUGAUUAAAGCACGAGAAGAAAAGUACCAAUCAAGAAUCAGAGUGCUUGAGACACUGGCAGCUGGAACAAAUGAAGAAGUACAAGUAAAGAAAACUGCAAUCGAGAGUAAGAAACAGGAGGAACAGCAAACAUUGAAGUUGAUGAAAGAGAAAGAAAAUAAUGAUAGAAUGAUUUUAGAAUUUAAACAGGAAUUGGAAGCAAUAAAUAACACUUACGAAGAUCAUUACCAGCAGUUAGAUGCCAAGGCAAAGCAAAAUGAAGCCAGAUUACAAGAAAGAACAAAAGAGGCUGAAUUCUUGCUAGCAGAGUCGAGUAAGAGGAUGAAUGAACUUAAGGCAUUUUCUGAGUUUAAGUUCCAUAAUUGGACUAAAAAGGAGAAUGUGUUCCAUAAUUUCAUUUCUUUUCAACUACAAUCACUAAAGGGCUUGAGGACAUCAUCAGAGUCCAUCAAAGUAGAAGUCAAUAAUUCUCAAAGGCAAUGGACAGAAGAAUUGAACAGCAUGGGGUUUAGACUAAAAGUGUUGUUAGAUGCUGCUGAAAACUAUCAGACAAUUCUAGCAGAAAAUAGAAAGUUAUACAAUGAAGUUCAGGAACUAAAAGGAAACAUCAGGGUAUAUUGUCGGUUGAGGCCUUUCCUACCAAGCCAAUUUGCUAAGUCAACUGUGGAUUACAUUGGCGACAAUGGUGAACUUGGUCUAGUGAAUCCCUCCAGACAAGGAAAGGAUGGCCAUCGGGUGUUCAAGUUUAACAAGGUCUUUGGUCAAACUGCAACUCAAGUUCAAGUUUUCUUGGAUAUUCAACCCUUGAUUCGAUCUGUUCUUGAUGGAUACAAUGUGUGCAUCUUUGCAUAUGGUCAAACUGGCUCGGGCAAAACAUACACAAUGAGCGGACCAGACUCGCCUUCAGAGGAAGAGUGGGGAGUCAAUUAUCGAGCUCUGAAUGACCUAUUCCAAAUUUCUCAAGCGAGGAGAAAUGCUUACAAUUAUGAAGUACGAGUUCAGAUGGUUGAAAUCUACAAUGAACAAAUUCGUGAUCUACUUUCCGAUAGUGGCUCACAGAAACGACUUGGGAUUUUAAAUAGUUCCCAGCCCGAUGGUUCAGCUGUUCCUGAUGCAAGAAUGGUUCCAGUCAAAUCAUCUAAUGAUGUCUUGGCUAAAAUGAAGUUAGGGCAAGCUAACAGGGCUGUUGGUUCGACAGCUCUAAAUGAAAGAAGUAGUCGAUCCCAUUGUAUCCUCACAGUUCAUGUUCGAGGUGAGGAUCUGAAGACUGGUUCCACAUCAAGGGCCUGUCUACAUUUGAUAGAUUUGGCUGGAAGUGAGAGAGUUGACCGCUCUGAAGUAACAGGAGAGAGACUCAAAGAAGCACAAUACAUCAAUAAGUCUCUUUCUGCCCUUGGUGAUGUCAUAUUUGCACUCUCUCAAAAGAGCGCUCAUGUACCAUACAGAAACAGCAAACUUACUCAGAUUCUUCAGAGUUCUCUAGGUGGACAAGCAAAAACACUCAUGCUUGUGCAGAUUAAUCCGGAUGGAGAUUCUUAUUCAGAGACACUAAGCACCUUGAAAUUUGCUGAAAGGGUAUCCGGAGUGGAGUUAGGUUCUGCGAGGUGUAAUAAAGAGGGAAAGGAUGUUAAAGAUUUGAUUGAACAGGUGGCAUCUCUAAAGGAUACAAUAGCAAGAAAAGAUAAUGAAAUUGAACAAUUACAGAGGCUAAAAGAUCGGAGAGUACAUUCUCCCAAAAGUAACUCAUUGAGACAAUCUUCAUCUUCUGGUGUCUCAUCCUCCGGUGGAGUAACCCAACAAGGUGGUGGCAAGGUUGCAAAAUUCAUUGAAAAAGAUGUUCUGGAUGCUGAAAAUUUUUCUGAAUUUAGCAGCCAGAAUUCAGAUGUUGGUUCUCAGUUGUCAAUGUGUGAUGGAGGGAAUGCUGACGAGGGUUAUCAUGUUGAUAAGGAGACUGGGGACUAUGGAGAUGAAGUGUCAGAUGGACAGAUGAGCGAUGUAUCCGCCGGGGAUCUUUCCCUUGGAAAAGAAUCUGUGUAUUCAGUGGGCAGCAACAUCGAGUCGGCGAUUCAUCCAAUGGCUGCUAAGCCAUCAGAAGUUCCUACAGAGAUGUAAGUAUUUUUUUUUUUCCGUUAGACAAACAUGGCAUAAUACAUCCAGAAUACCCCAGUCGAGUUGUAAGUAACUUCUUAUCCUUCAAAGUGGUUCAUUAGGUGAUCAUUUUUGUCCAUUUAGAUGAUCAUAAACAUGCGCGCACACACAAUAUAUAUAUAUAUAUAUAUAUAUAUAUAUAUAACCAUAGUGAGGGAGAAUCUCAUAUUUGGAAGAAAUGAACUACUUAUGAAGAGGCAAGUCACAUUUAACAAAUCUAAUAUAUUUCUAUCUAGAAAUCUUCAUUUAUAAAUAUAUGUUCAGCUACAAUGAAAGAGAAAUCUCCUAUAUAAAUAUUUCAAAUCUGCAAGCAGCAGGAAAGCUCAAUAUCUUUUUUUUUUUUAAUUACUUUAUAGUUCAUUAUACUUGCUCUUGAAUUGAGUUACACUCUUUUCUUAAUAAUAGUUUGUCACUUUUCCUUAGUUCUUUUUGUGUGAAGCUAUCGUGUUUCACUCCAGGUUAUAGUUUAAAUAUUGCUCUAAGUUGAAAGUUUACUGUGCCUAUUUUCUGAAUUUCCUAGUUAUCUUAAAUGCAGCUCAAAAUCUCCAUCACAGAUACCGAAACAUCUCCCACAUCGAACAGGCCAAGCUCCGUCAACACGAGCGAAGUCAAAUGAUUCUUUGAAGUCCCCAGGUAAGCAUGCUUUUCUUAAUAGAACAGCAGUUUAAUAAGAAAUUGUGGAAGGAAUGUAUUAAAGAGUUCAAUGAUUAAUUUAUGUGCAAAGAAUAAGAUGGUAGAAAAUAAAUAUGUUAUUCCAGAUAUUAUGAGGAGAAAAAGAUCUUAUUGGGAGGAGGAAAUAUUAUUUAAUCUUCCCAUGAAAAUCUUAUGAACCUUAAGCUUGCCAAUCAAAUCUGCGAUAACAGAUAAUUAUGUUGAUAAUUGUUGAGAUGUUGAUACAGCUCCAUGAAUAAAAUGAAACAAAACUAUAUUCUCAUGUAUAGGUGUAUAAAAUAUCAUGGUAUCUCAAAAUAUGAAAAAACAGAUAGAAGGGUAACUAUGGCGACUACUCUUCUGCUAUCACUUCUGUCACCAUUUAGUAUGAAACUAUUCUAUUUUUUAUGCUGCUGUAAACAUGACUCUUGGUACUGCAAAGGAUAACAAAUACGGCUCUGGCUACUGUUCAUACUGUCGUUUUGAUAGUUCUGCAAGCAUGAAACUAUUCUAUUUAAUAAUACCUAUUACUGUUGCUUUAUAUGCAUGGAAUAUUGCUGUUGAAAAGGUUUAUUGUUUUCAAAUACACUUACAGUAGUAGCAAAAACAACUACAACAACUGCUAUUUUGAGUUGCAUUGCUAGGGAUUUUCAUUCUGUGGAAGACUAAAUUAAUUCAUGCAUCUGAAAGUUUUUGUCCUCUUCUAUGAUGCACCAACACUUCUCCUUAAAGAGGCGUGCAGUGUUCGACACGACACGCGUCUGACACGCAUCUGACACAUGAGCAUGCCGAAAAUGUGUCAAAUUAAAAAAUUUAUUAAAUACAAAUUGGGCAAACGUGUCUAAAAUAUUUUAUGAAUUUUUUUUUUUUAAAUAUAAUUUCUUGUAUUUAAAAUUUUUAUUUAUUAUAGAUAUAAAAACCAAAUUUCUUCUUUCCUAUCCACAACGCUAAAUUAAUUGUCCGCACUCAACAUCCUAUUCAUCGAAUAUUCUCUUUUUCAUUUCUCUUGGAGGUUGCAACUUUAGUUUCACAAUAACGCCUGCUGUUAUCUCAACAUCAUCGAUGUUUGACGUCGUUACAACAUCAAUAUUUCAAAAUCAUCUAGACUGUCUUAACAUUGAUGCUCAACGUUAACAAUUUCUACACCCACAACUUGACAUCUCAUCUUUGUCUGACGUCAUAUUAACAUCGAUGAUCAAUGCCCUCUCAACAUUGACGACAAACGCCCUCUCAACAUUGAUGACAAACGCCCUCUUGACAUUGAUGCUAAUACUUACUGCAUAACAUCGAUGACCGUCUCUUGACAUCUUAAUAUUAAUCAUUUUAACCAUAAAUUCUAGUUAAAUGACUUAUUAUUUCUAAAUUAGUUUUAAUACUAUACUUAUUUAAUUUGUAUACACUAUUUUUAAAAUAUAAAAAUUAUAAUAUCACGUCCAACCCAAGUCCAUGUCCUCUAUUUUCAAUACUUGAUGCGUCCCGUGUCCAUGUUGUGUCAUAUCUGUGUCAUCGUGCCCGUGUCUGUGCAUCAUAGGUCCUCUUGUUAAAGAGUGGAUGAAGGGUUAAGAUGGGCUCAAUGCACUACUAACCAUAUAUUUAUUUGAUUAAAAACUCAAUCAUAUAUUUAUUUGAUUAAAAACUUAAGCUUAUGGAUGUGAACUAAUCAUUAUUAUAUUUUCACCAGCAUAUUUUGCAAUAUUUGAUGUGAGACUAAACCCAAUAACAUUUCUUUUAAUGUCUCUGUUCCUUCGCAUUUGUAUGAGAUUGAAAUCACCUAAACUUUCCCAAUUUUUAAUAUUUAAUAUGUACAAGCAUAAAUUCUAGUUUAGGGUUUGAAUUUUCUUAAAUAUUUUUUCAUUUUCAUGUACUCAUUUAAAUUUCAACAAAACAUCGCAGCACCCAAAAAGACAAACUCCAGCCAAGUUUCCUCAUCCUCAAUCAAGCAAAUGAAACACUAGCCUGCUGAAGAGCAUCUUCGCAUGGAAUCUCGCUCUUUCGCAAUGGACUUUUGUAAGAAACACCCUUACAUUUUUUGUAUUCUACUUGUUAAGUAAUAUUCAUCAUGUAACAUACGCACAAUUGAUUUCAUAAUUUUAAUUAUGGUGUAUGUAAAAUCUCAAUUGCACUAUUACAUAUUUAUCAAUUGCUCAAUGAAGCAGCUCCUACAGAAAACAAUUCCUGAUUUUUUCUACUCCAAUCUUCUAUUGUGAAGGUGGUAAACUGUGUUUACCAACAAAUUUCUUAACCAUAGGCAUUAUUCUUGAGAAAAAAAUAUAGCUUUAGAUUCUGUAAUUUUUUUUUAUUUUGCAAAAGUGUCUCAAUGAAUUAUGUGACUCUUGUAAUUGCAUAUCAAUGACUAUAUAGAAUAUUUCAACUUUAAAAUGAUAUAGAUUUAUUAUGUCUUGAACUCUAAGAAGAGGACAUCAUCCAUGAAAUGAAUAAUUAUUUUUUGGUUCUUACAAAAUAAAAAUAUUUAAUUAAUGAAAUCUUCACACUUGUUAUCUCAUAUCUUAUAAUCUUGUUUAAGAUAUUUGAAUCAUAGACGUGACAUUCACAAUAUUUUGUUCUUCUCUCUACAAUGCUUAUGAUAGUUUAAUAGUAAUUUCAAGGACAUUUUUAAUCAAAUAUGGGCAAAAUAAAAGUUUAAAGAUUGUAAUGAUUAUAGUAAUGUGCAAGACUCAUGAUGUUUGUAGGAAACACUGAAAAUAAUUGUCAAAUUAAAAAUUAUAAUACAUAAUAAGAAAUUUUGAAUAUGAUUUUCUACAAGAACUACCGAAGGUCCGAAGCUGAUUGAAGAUGAUGUACAAAGCAAUGAAUAUAAUGCGCUGAUUUAAUUUCACUUAUGAAAAGCAUUUUCAGCCCAUGAAAAUUCCCUAUAACCUUGGCCACAUAAUCUUGAGAUAUCUAAAUCAUAAGUUGAGAAAAGUUAUUCCAUUGUCAUUUUAAGGCAGUUAGCUAUUGUAUCUAAAACAUUCACAAUCUUCAAAAAUCACCCAACAACUUGGCCUUAUUCGUUAACUUAAUGCAGCACAAUAGUUAGGGGUGUAAAUGAGUUGAGUCGGCUCGAACUAGACUCGCCAACGAGCUCAUGAGUUGAGCAUAUCAAGUUACGAGCUCAAGCUCAAACUCGAGCUAAAAUAUUAAACGAGCUCGAGUUUGAGUUUGAUUUUGAUUAAACUUGGUUGGUCAACUCGCAUGCCGGUUUCAAAAAUAUAAAUAUUAAAAGAAUAUUUUUAGGUGAAAUAAAUAUUUAAAAUUAUUAUUCAAAUUUAAUAUUAAUAACAACAUUAAAAAACCUAUAUAAUAUAGCAACUUUUAAAAAGAAAGUUCUAUCAACAUUAAUGAAUCUGUACUUUGUACAACUUUUUUUUAAGGAAAUAAAAAAACGAUGCUUCAUUUUUCUUCCCGGAUUUGAGAGUUAUUUCGACGAAUAAGAAAUCCUGCAAUGACUGCAUAUCGAGUCGAGCUCUCGAGGUUGAGUACGAUUGCUCGAGCCAAGUUCGAGCACGUUCCUUGGGUUCAACUCGAGCUCAAUUCAACUCAUUUACACCCCUAACAAUAGCCAUUUUCUCUAUGACAUAAACAUCACAUUAUUCAUCAACCAAAAUGAAAAGAAACCAUCUCCAUGCUCCUUGUUAUUGAAAUUUAUAAUUGCAAUGAUUUUAGCUUUUCUAAUAUCUUUUUGAAUCUAAGGAGCCUCUAAUUUUAAAUUCUAUGUAGCAUUCUUUGGAACAACAUUAUUUAUAUAUUCAUUUGUUUAGCCAAAAAAUGUGAAAGCUAAAUAAAAGCUCACAAUUACGUCGUGCAUAGUUAUGAGUAGUUUUAGGAUCUCCAAUAUGAAGUUCAUCUUUCUAAUCUAAAAAUUCAUUUAUAUUAAAUACUUCAUCAUUCUCUUUUCCUCGGCUUUCAGUCUAAGAAGAUAGCAACAUAAACAAUAUGCUUUAUGUUGGUAAAUACUAUACUCUAACCGAUUAAAGUACUUAUGAAAUCAAUUAGGAUUAAGUCAUCUAAUUUGGUCGAAAAUUUGCUUUUGCUUAAUUCAUAAUUAAGCGCCUUCCAAGGGCUUAUUUCAAAGUACAAUUAUUGAACUUUUUCUUGAAUAUUAGAAUUUAGAAUUAAGCUCACAAAUUGAAAUUCAUAAUCAAGGAUCUGAUGGAAGAUGCAGAGAAUCUACAGUUUUUUUUUCAUUUCUUUUGUUUGCUCUAAUAAGAAAUUUAAUUUGAUAACUUCUUAAAAAAAAAGUUGCUGUAAAUAUUUGGUUUGAACCUAUAAAUUUAAAUCCAUGAAAACCAAAGUAAUUGAGGUGUUUAUCUGAACUAGAUUUGAAAUGUAGAUGCAUUUUUUGCUUCAAAAUUAUACAUAUCACAUAAAAAAUAUUAGGGGUGUCAAUUUUUGACACGACCUGAAUCCGAUCCGGAAAAAUCCAUAUUAGGGUCAACCCAGACCCGAAAUGGGUCGGGUUUCGGUUCAAUAAAUCAAACCUUUUUAAAUAUUGGGUUGGGUUCGGAUUGAUCCAGCAAUCCGAAAAUGACACGAAAACUAUUUGACUCGGAAACCCGAGAUUGACCCAAUUUUUGACCCGAAAACUAACAAUUUUAGGUCAACUUCGGGUUAUUCUUGUCGGUUCGGGUUGACCCGGAGCCGAAUUGGGUCGGUUUGGGUCCGGAAACCUGACCCGUUUUUAAAAAAGGGUCGGGUUUGGGUUGACCCGAACAAUGACAGGUCAGUUCCGGGUUCGACCUGAACCCAACCCGUUAACCCGAAUUAACACCCCUAAAAAAUAUACGAUCAAAGGCGAAGAGAAGAAGAUUGGUUUGGACAAAGAAAUGAAAUCGUAAGUGUCAACAGUCUUGU